Alligator sinensis (Chinese alligator) is the source of this 4784-nucleotide messenger RNA. It is a transcript of the gene TCP10L3, whose product is annotated as t-complex 10. The coding region runs from base 143 to 4405 and encodes 1420 amino acids. NCBI's taxonomy places the organism in Eukaryota, Metazoa, Chordata, Crocodylia, Alligatoridae. Gene Ontology annotation, molecular function: tubulin binding. Gene Ontology annotation, cellular component: centriole; nucleus; centrosome. The record is from RefSeq and is a predicted model, not a curated record. The transcript has 19 exons. Gene Ontology annotation, biological process: centriole elongation; cilium assembly.
GAUCCUUAGCUUCCAGUUUGAAAAAAAAAAUCUAUGAUUUAAAUAGAUCAUAUAUAUAUGGAGGCAAUGUCUAGGACAUACUGUGGUCAUUGCUUCAGCACUACAUGCUUGUUUUCUGCUGCAUUUAUUUUGUAUCCAUAACAUGGAUUUCAGAGAGCCAGACAUGGAAGCAGAUGCUCUGAAGGACAACAUCUAUAUGUCUCAGUGGACUGAUCCAGCAAAGCCAGUGCCGUCUCCUAACAAGAUAAUUGAGAAGGCCAUGCCUUCUUUGUUGCCCGGCUGGAGGAACAUCACGAGUGAGUCAUUCAGAGAGCAGUUUGCACCCUUAUACUAUUCACCAGACAGCAGUAUGAUAGGCAGCAGAGGCAGCUCAUCAAAUAAUGUGCACCAUAACCAAGAUUUUCAGGAUACAAGACAGUUAAAUUAUUUGGCCAACUCUAUUCUUUUUCCUCACUGGUUGGCAUCCAGUUCAUCUCAGACUAGCAAAACUAAUGACAACUUGGAACCGCUCAGUCCACCUCCUCCACCAACUGCUCAUGCACCUCAGACAAGUCAGGAAACUGUAUGCUACAGAAACAUAGAACAGAGCCCAAGGCAGCAAGAACAGGUGAUGAAGCAGCAGAUGGAGCAGCUGCAAAGGCUGGUGACCGAACAGCAGAAAAUCAUUACAUACUACAACCCAGGCUUUUCACCUUCUUCUGGGGUCUCUUCCCACCUACUUUCCACGAUGCCACCACUUCCAAGAUCUGCUGCCACUUUAUUUCCUGUCCAGCUCCCUUCAGAAAAUUCUCCACAAGUCCAGAGCCAUGGACACUUGCAAACUGAUCCCUUAAUAAUGUGUCCACCCCUGCAAAGAGGUUCCCCAGUUUCUUCACCAAACAAUAGCUGUGCAGAAACCUCAGGAGAGAAUCCACAACUUCCAGGUCCAGCUGGUUCUCUGAACAUAGGGGCACACCCAGAGCCAUUAUCUCUGUGUCCUGGGAGCCCCACAAAAAGACUUUCUAGACAAGAUGCUCUAGAAGAGGAAAUAACAGCAGACAAAGAUAAAGAUCUACUAGAGGAAGAGGCUUGCCUUGAAGCCUUGCCUGCCAUUGAAGAAAAAGGAGGAGAACAAAUUGAUGAACAGAUUCCCCUUUCACCCUUUGGCAUAAGAAUCAAGACAAGGAAUAGAAAUCUGGAAGACAGGCCAAUCAGACCAGGAAUUGGUAUAAGACAGAAGACUUUUGAGGAAUUUGUUGAAGAACAAUUGAAAGUAGACUCUCAAAUAGUAGAAAAACAUCAGCAGGAGCAGCAGAAUUUCUGCAAGGGUAAAAUAUCCCCUCGAAAAUCUUUCCUGAAAUGUGGAGAAGGCAUUGCAAGGCGUGAAAAAAGAAAAGGAAGCUUUGGAAAAGAACAAACCAAGCAUUCCAGAAGAGUUAGUUUUGACUGCCAGAAUCACUUCUCUUGGCCUGGCCGUCAAACUUGGAAAUUACAUAUGGGGAAAGGCUCUUGUUUAAAUCGGCAGGCCAGUAGUCCCAUGAUGUUGAGCACAACUGAGAAAAAUACAACCAGUGCUAUGUCUGUGAGUGAAAUAAAGGGUCUGGGGGACUGUAAGGCAGGUGAUCCUGAGGAAAGGCCAGGAGAAAGAGAAGGAGGUGAGGGAGAAGAGAGUAUAAAGGGGGAGCCUGCUGUAUCACCACAGAUGAACUGGCCUGAGCUUAUACAGCAGUGUCAUGAGCAAAUAAGUGGAAUGAACCUCCAAGUAGGUGAGAGGAAUGAAAUGCAGUGUACUGAUUCUCUAGCACACCUUGAUGGAAUGGAUAAAAGAUCCAUGGAGCCUAAAGUCCCAAAGCAGUUAGAUCUUGUGGAUCAGUCUGGGAAGGGCAACAUGGCAGAGGCAGCAGAAAAACCUUUGGAAGCCCUUCAAGAAGAUUCUGUGUUUCAGAACUUAGAAGAAGCAAACCAAGCAAAGCAUGUGGAUUGGAGCAUAGGUCUGCAAUUCACAUCCUGCAUGAAAGGGGCUCCCGGCUUGCAAAAUAAGUUCUGUAUUGUGAACCCAAACUCAGAGAGCAAGAGAGGAACCAGCACUGGAUUUAAGCUGGUCAAUGACAAAAUAGUGAAAGUUUCCCAUACAUCAGCCCAGCACAUGGACAGGGAAAAGGGUGACACAUCUGUUGGUCACCAGCGUUUGUGUCAAAGCAGUGGAAAUGCUCCCUGCCAGUGGAAUGCCUUAGCUGUGGCCAGUGAGUCAAGCCACACAUCAACUGACAGUGAGGAUGAUCCCAAAUCACACUGCAGUCAGUAUCCCACACAGGCUGCACCACAGAAAGUAGGUCGGACAGACAGACAUUUGGAUCUCUCUGAUGCUGAUUAUGCUAGUGAUGAGCCCAGUGGAGCAGAAAAGAUGACCCUGAAAAAACACAAGUCUCAGCCUAAGAAACGGGGGCUUUCAAACCAGCAGGAUUCUUCACUCAGCACAAGCAGCAGUGAUUCUAGUAAUGGAGUUGCCAGGCUGAAAGGGAGUAAGCCUUGCUCCUCUCUUCAAAAGUGUCCUUUUCAUCCCCCAAGAUCCAUGGGAGGCCAACAACAGCCUCAAGCAAAGAGUGAGAGUUGUGCUGGGGACAUUAAAACUGUAGAUCUGUACUCACUACCCUCAAUGGGCAAUCUUGUAACUACUCUGUUCCCUACUUUCAAGAGUAAAGACACCCUUGCUGAAGAAAAGGGACAUAGAAAGCUGUUUUUGGGGACACUAGAAGACACUCAGAAAAGACUGACUGGCAAAUUUUUGGAAUCGGAAAGGGAGGUUGGUGUGUUUCUUGGAGAAACCCCUCCACUAGCUGGGAUGAAAGAAGAGCAGGAGAAAGCAAUGCAUUUUCUCAGAACACGAAUGGAUCAGUUUGAGACCAUCAAGACUCAGGAGCUGAACCAUGCAGAAUACAAGAGAGGUCAAAUUCCCAUGCUGCUGAAAGAAAAUGUUGAAUCUGAUAAGUACUUGGCAACAACUAGAAUCACUGGAGAGAAUGGGAACUCCAAAGAAAUACAAAUAUUAAAGCAACAGAUUGCAGGGCUCCAGGAGGAAUUCAGAAGAAAUGAGUCCCACUGGCAUGCUGCCCAUGGCCAGCUGAAGAGUCAGAUUGAGAUGCUGACCAAACAAAACCUGGAGCUUCGAGGUGAGCUCCGAGUUUCAAAGCAUCAGAGGCUGGAAUCAGAAAAAAAAUCCAGAGUUGUGGAUUUCAGAAGCAGAACAUCAGAAACCCCGGUGUCAGAAGCUAUUCUGACAGGAUUGUCAUCCCUGGCUAAACGGGAAGAAAGCCCAUUGAGAGGCAGCCAUAAAAGUCGAAGCUCCACUCCCAUGGGCAGGAGAACACCAUUGGAGAAACAGCAUCCCAGAGAUGCAAAUAUCAAAGCAGCGAAAAGUGCACUGGAAAAGACUGAGUCUUUAAAAUCAGUAACAAGGGAACAGAGAGAGAAGAUAUCAUCUGAUCGCCUCCAUAGCAGAAGUGCAACACCCACUGGUAGGAGAACACCCCAUGCAGGAAGAUUAACACCAUUUGAGCCUGAUAAGGUCACACAUCGACCCUCUUAUACUGAACCAAGAGCUUAUGGAUGGAAGUCACUUGUGCCAGUCUCCCACCCAAAUGUGUUUGAGGACAUUAACUCAUCGUCUUAUGUAAAAGACAGGUAUUCAUCUACCUCGGGUAGUUCGGAGGACAUGCCCCUCUUGCACAGCCAGAAUGACAACGUAUGUAGCUCAGCUUCCUGCAGUAACAAUGAGGAAGCACAGAGUUUGCUGCCAAAGUCAGUGUUAUCAAGAAGGCCAUCACUAUAUGAAGAAAGAAAGAAGAAUGAUGAGGAGGUGCGAGAAAAAAUAGAAUAUCCAGAUGGAAAGGUUGAAGAGGUACUUACUGAUGGCCGUAGAGUCAUUACUUUUCGCAAUGGUACCAAGAAAGAGAUCAGCGCUGAUAAAAGGAUGACUGUGGUUAGCUUUUUCAAUGGAGAUGUGAAGAAGAUCAUGCCAGACCAGAGAGUGAUUUAUUUCUAUGCAGAUGCGCAGACAACCCACACCACUUAUCCAACUGGCUUGGAGGUGCUGCAGUUCCCUAAUAAUCAAAUAGAAAAACAUCAUCCUGAUGGCACCAAAGAAAUUGUGUUCCCUGAUCAGACAGUGAAACGUCUCUGUACUGAUGGGCUAGAGGAAACAGUUUUUGCAGAUGGUACUUUAGUAAAAGUAGAAAAGAAUGGAGACAAAAUGGUGAUAUUCAGUAAUGGACAGAAGGAGAUUCAUACUGCACAGUUCAAGAGGAGGGAGUACCCUGAUGGCACCAGAAAGACUGUGUACUCCAAUGGACGACAGGAAACAAAGUAUUCCUCUGGACGGGUUCGAAUCAGAGAUGAAGAAGGCAAUAUCAUCCUUGAUAAGAAGUGAUUCAUCUCCCUGAUGUGCCAGGUUAUAUGUAGGUGGUCUGUCCAGGCUAGUUUCUGCUUGUGAUUUGAUAUCUUUAUCCCUUGGAAGCACACACCUGUUACAUGAUUCUUUCUUUGUCUCCUUACCUAUUUUUCUGUUCCCUGAAAUAACUAGAACCUGGCCUUGGAAUAUUUAAGUUCCUGCUUUUCCAAAUGAACAUGCCGGGUUGAAUUUUAUUUAUACUCAGUGGGUGUGUCUACACAAGACACUUACUGCACAUUAGUGUAAUAACAAUGUGCCGUAGUGUGUCACGACAAAAACUGUGCUAAUAUCCUAUUACGCAGUGUUAUUAGGCUCAUACUCAGUAAGUGUCACUAAAUAACCAUGUGCUGGUGCUACU